AUGUUUACGGAAAUGACGUAAGGGACACGAAACAGGAAACGGUACAGGUGCGCGAGAUUGAUUUCCGGUUGAAUUUGAUGGCUUCAAGAAAAUAAAUUUUAGGUGGUUUGUUGAUCAACUUGUACCAGUGUCAUCAUGUCAGCGUCAGCUGUUUAUAUUUGUGAUGUCAAGGGAAAGGUGCUGAUAUCCAGGAAUUACAGAGGUGACAUUGACAUGUCAGUGAUUGACAAGUUUAUGUCAUUAGUAAUGGACAAAGAAGAGGAAGGAAAUGUCACCCCUAUAAUUCAGCACAAUAAUGUCACCUUUAUUUAUAUUAAAUACAAUAAUUUAUAUUGUGUGGCUACAUCCAAGAAAAAUUCUAAUGUCGCACUUGUCUUUUCUUUUCUACAUAAAAUUGUCCAGAUAUUUAUAGAGUAUUUUAAAGAAAUGGAGGAAGAGAGUAUUCGAGAUAAUUUUGUUUGUAUUUAUGAAUUAUUAGAUGAGGUCAUGGACUUUGGUUAUCCGCAAACAACUGAUACAAAAAUAUUACAAGAGUAUAUUACACAAGAAGGUCACAAAUUAGAGAUGGCCCCUCGACCACCGAUGGCUGUGACUAACGCAGUUUCCUGGCGAUCAGAAGGUGUUAAAUAUCGUAAAAACGAAGUAUUUUUAGAUGUUAUUGAAUCUGUUAAUUUAUUGGUUAGUGCUAAUGGUAAUGUGUUACGUAGUGAAAUAGUUGGAUCUAUUAAAAUGAGAGUGUUUUUAUCUGGUAUGCCUGAACUACGACUAGGAUUAAAUGAUAAAGUUCUGUUUGAGAGUACUGGAAGAGGAGGAAAGAGUAAGUCUGUAGAACUGGAGGAUGUCAAGUUUCAUCAGUGUGUCCGAUUAUCACGAUUUGAAAACGAUAGAACCAUAUCAUUUAUACCCCCUGAUGGUGAAUUUGAAUUAAUGUCCUACCGACUAAAUACACACGUAAAACCGUUAAUAUGGGUAGAAUCUGUGAUAGAAAGACACGCCCACAGUCGAGUUGAAUAUAUGAUCAAGGCCAAGAGUCAGUUUAAACGUCGAUCAACAGCUAAUAAUGUAGAGAUUAUAAUACCAGUUCCUACAGAUGCUGAUUCACCUAAGUUUAAAACAACUGUAGGUAAUUGUAGAUAUACACCAGAGAUCAGUAGUGUUGUAUGGAGUAUUAAAUCAUUCCCUGGAGGAAAAGAAUACCUAAUGAGAGCCCAUUUUGGUUUACCAAGUGUAGAAACGGAAGAUUCAGAAGGUCGUCCACCUAUACAAGUCAAGUUUGAGAUUCCAUAUUUUACCGUUUCUGGCAUACAGGUUCGUUAUUUGAAGAUUAUUGAAAAGAGUGGAUAUCAAGCUCUACCAUGGGUGCGUUAUAUCACACAGAAUGGAGAUUAUCAAUUACGUACAAAUUAAUCAAAUUAUCAAAUAUCGUAUUUAACUUACGACAUAAUUGUCCAUUUAUUUACAAUUCAUUUUUGUCCAUCUCUUUACACAGUUGCUCAUUUUAACUCCUCAACUUUCAGUUAAAAUAACAGACAUUUUAACUCAGCAUCUUAUAGUAGCGGUAUUGUUAUUAAUUUUUAAAAACGUCCAGUCUUGGCAUGGAGUAGGAGAAAUACUAUAUUAUGGUCAUCUAUAAACUUGUUGAAUCUUGUAAACCUUCAAAUUUCUCAAAAACAACUCUUAAUUCUUAAAUUAGGUUGGCUUUCAAAAUAUUGUUUUGUUUAAGGAGAUAAAAUAUGAACAUUAUGCAAAUAUAAUGUAAAUAACAGAGCUUAAACUGUAGGAUUUUCUAAAUUGAUAUACAUAUUCAACAAUGGCGCCAUAUUAUUCUGGCUUGUGGGGGGUUGGUUGGCUGAUUGAUUAGCGCGUGCAUGUUGCAUUAUAAGGUCUGUCAUUUAGUCAACUGGUGUGGUUUCGAUUCCGAGAUUUUACGUGACAAGAAGUAGAGAAGCCAGUCCAAUACCCUGGGUUCUCUCUGGAGUUCUCUGGUCCCCCCUCCCACUGCUAAAGACCCUUAUGCGCAAGGAAAUAAAGUUGAACCAUAUGUUAGUGCCGAAAUGUUAUUGAUUGUUUUAUUAUUCAUGUUAAGAUUUUCCUGAUGUAAGAUUAUGUGUCCGUUCAAUGUUAUAAUGUUUGGGCAGUAUAUUAUUCUGUUGAAUAAGAAAGCUAUUUAUGUUGUCCGGACUUAUUAUAGAAUUUCCCACAGCAGGAUGUAGAAUAAUACAUACUUAUAACUCCGUUAUCAAGGUUCUGCAUAUGAUAUAUAGAGAAUCUACUACAAGUCUUUUUUUUGGGGUAUCAGUAAAGUCGAGUAGAAGAUUUUAUUUAUCUCCCAACCCUUUCCAUCCUAAAGCAAUAUCUCCUUGGAGAAAUCGCUCAGUCGGAAAAGUUAUCACACAAGCAAUGUCUACUGUAGAAUGUGUUAUUGGAUGAUAAAUGUCUUUUACUCCUAGCGAGAAACUUGAGUGCUCUGGUAAUCACAAAUUAUCUAAGGCCAAUUGCACAUCAUGUAGUUUUCUGUAAAUUUAAUGUCACAGAUUGUCAUCUGAGAGAUUUUGAAUGUUAAAUUGUAAAUUACGCAGCAUUCGUCAUCGUUUUCAGAUAAUGUAAACAAGCCAGUAUUACCUGGCAUUUUUUCAAUCCAAUUGAAUCCAAGCUUGUAGAUUGUCUAUCAUUGUUAUUUGGUUUGAUAUCUAGUCAAAUAUCAAAUAAUAAAUCUACAUUUUAGCACAGAUUAAGGGGGGAGGAUAUCCGAACAUUUUUGUUCUGAAAUGUUAAAGCUAUUGAAUUGAAAAUGGCACAAGUAGUUAGUAAAUGUAAUAGACAAGGGAAAUUACUUGUGCCAUUUUCAAUUCAAUGGCUUUAGAAUUUCAGAAAACAUUUUUCGGGUAGCCUCACCCCUUAAGCUAUGAAAAGUUAUAUAUUAUCCAACAAAUAGAAAGGAGAACUAGUGGUUUUAAUGCAGAAACCACAUCAUGCAGAAUAUAAAAACUAGGUUUAAUAUUUGAGUGUCAUUUCAUGUUUGAGGAACACAUUAACAGAACUUAAUUUUUAUGGGAUAUCGAUAACUGGUUUGAGGAUACUUGUCAAAACGUGCUAUUAGAAUGAAACCAGUAAUUUAUAUCCCAUAAAACUUGUAUUCUGUUUAACUUGAUUAAAUAUUAAUAGUAUAAAGAACUUGUAUUGUAUAUUUAUGUAUGUUAUAUAUUAUAUGUGUGUAUAUUGUUUCCAUGGUAAUGUAUAUUGUAUAUAUACGUGAUGUAAUCAUAAAUUCGCUUUUGUGGCAUUUGUGACAUUCCUUGAUAGGAUAAUAAAUUUAUGUAAUCAAAUCA
Messenger RNA from Patella vulgata (common limpet), 3329 nucleotides. RefSeq names its product AP-1 complex subunit mu-1. Gene Ontology annotation, molecular function: clathrin-cargo adaptor activity. Gene Ontology annotation, biological process: vesicle-mediated transport; intracellular protein transport. Bases 136 to 1407 code for a protein of 423 amino acids. Gene Ontology annotation, cellular component: clathrin adaptor complex; clathrin-coated vesicle. The record is from RefSeq and is a predicted model, not a curated record. NCBI's taxonomy places the organism in Eukaryota, Metazoa, Mollusca, Gastropoda, Patellidae. The transcript has 11 exons.